UGUAGCAUAAACCCUAAAUCUCAAUUCCCACACAGACUAACCGCAUUUUCCGAUACCUACACGAAGCGGCGCCGCCACGAUGAGAGCCGGAGGCAUUCUGGCUGCUUCGAAAACGGAGCUCAAGAAGAAACAGGAGCAAGCAAAGAAAUCGAAAUCAUGCGGAUUCGAGUCUCUGGGACUGAGUCUCAACAUCUACAAUGGGGUGAAGAAGAAGGGUUACAGGGUUCCGACGCCCAUUCAGAGGAAAACCAUGCCAUUGAUUAUCACAGGAUACGACGUCGUCGCCAUGGCACGCACUGGCUCUGGCAAGACGGCGGCGUUUCUGAUUCCCAUGCUCCAGAAACUCCAGCAGCACGUGCCGCAGGCUGGAGUUAGGGCUCUUAUUCUGUCGCCCACGCGUGACUUAGCUCUUCAGACUUUCAAAUUCGCCAAAGAACUUGGCCGCUAUACAGGCCUUCGCGCUAGCUUACUAGUUGGUGGUGAUAGUAUGGAAAGCCAAUUUGAGGAAUUGGCACAGCGUCCUGAUUACAUAAUUGCUACUCCUGGUAGGCUUAUGCAUCAUUUGGAAGAGGUUGAGGACAUGUCUUUACGCACUGUGGAAUAUGUUGUUUUUGAUGAAGCCGACUGCCUCUUUAGCAUGGGAUUUGCAGAACAGUUGCACAAGAUCCUUGCACAGCUGAGCGAGAAUCGUCAGACUUUGCUUUUCAGUGCAACUUUACCGAGUGCCCUUGCUGAGUUUGCAAAGGCUGGUCUUAGGGAUCCUCAACUAGUCAGGCUCGAUUUGGAGACGAAGAUAAGUCCGGACUUGAAACUUUGCUUUUUCACUUUAAGAGAGGAAGAAAAACAUGCUGCAGUGCUUUAUUUGGUAAGGGAUCAUAUACGUUCUGACGAACAGACUCUAAUUUUUGUUGCAACCAAAUAUCAUGUCGAGUUUCUCUAUGCUAUGUUCAAAGAAGAUGGUAUCAAGGCAUCUGUUUGUUAUGGAGAUAUGGAUCAUGAUGCCCGCAAGAUUCAUGUAUCAGAAUUUAGGGCUAGAAAGACUAUGUUGCUGAUUGUGACAGAUGUGGCUGCAAGAGGAAUUGACAUCCCCUUACUUGAUAAUGUGAUCAAUUUCGACUUUCCUCCGAAACCCAAGCUCUUUGUACAUCGUGUGGGGAGAGCUGCAAGAGCUGGUCGAACCGGCGCUGCAUAUUCUUUUGUUACAUCAGAGGACAUUGCUUACAUGUUAGACCUUCAUCUCUUUCUCUCGAAACCGAUCAGGCCUGCUCCAACAGAGGAAGAGCUGCUGAAAGAUAUGGAUGAUAUUAUGACUAGAAUAGAUCAAGCCAUGGCGAAUGGAGACACUGUUUAUGGGCGUUUGCCCCAGAGACCUAUAGAUCUGAUUUCAGACAGAGUCCGAGAAAUACUUGAUUCAUCUGCAGAAUUGAGUACUUUGAAGGGACCUUUAUCGAAAGCAUUUGGAUUGUACUCAAAGACGAAAGCGAAACCAUCCAAGGAGUCCAUUAAAAGAGUGAAAAAAUUGCCUCGUGAAGGUUUACAUCCAAUGUUUAGGAAUGUCUUGGGUGGCGACGAACUAACAGCUUUGGCCUUUUCUGAGCGUCUAAAAGCAUUUAGACCCAAGCAAACCAUUCUGGAAGCUGAAGGGGAUGCUGCAAAAUCAAAAAAUCAUCAGGGAUCUGCUAGUCAAUGGUCUGAUAUAAUGAAGAUUAAAAGAGCUGUUCACGAGGAGGUGAUUAAUAAAGUUCAGCAACAGCGUUCCAGAGAUGAUGAUGCUAAGAAGGAAACUGAAGCUGAUGACAUUCCAAAAACCAAGCGGAAACAAGUAUCUGGCAUGAAAAGGAAAACCCAGAGUUUCAAAGAUGAUGAGUAUUUCAUAAGUUCUGUACCUGUAAAUCAGCAUUUUGAAGCAGGACUUGCAGUGAGAGGUAACCAAGGCUUCGAAUCAAAUAGGUUGGAUGCUGCAGUUCUAGACAUCAAUGCCGAUGAUGGUUCUGGAAUGCAGAAGCAGAAAUCUACAUAUCAUUGGGACAAGAGAAGCAAAAAGUAUAUCAAGCUGAAUAAUGGAGAUCGUGUGACGGCCAGUGGGAAGAUUAAAACAGAAAGUGGCGCGAAAGUGAAAGCCAAGAGCACCGGGAUCUACAAGAGAUGGAAAGAAAAAUCACACAGCAAGGUAUCUCUUAGAGGAACAAACGACAGCACUGCAGAUGGAAGUGCUAGUUCAUCAGGUGCUUCUGGUUUCCGAGGGGACAAACGGGGAUUCAAGGGCGGAAGAAACCUUAAAAGACCGGUACACAAUGCCCAUGUCCGAUCUGAGAUCAAGGAUCUCAACCAGGUUAGCAAGGAUCGACAAAAGAAGGCGGACCGUGUUUCUUAUCUUAAGAGCCAACAGAACAAGAAAGGAAAGAAGUUUGGAAAGAAUAGCAAGAGAGGAAUGAGUAGCAAUAGAGGAAAGGGCAGUGAUGAUAGAGGAAAGAGUGGCUAUAGAGGAAAGGGUGCUGAUGAUAGAGGAAAGAGUGGCAAUAGAGGAAAGAGUGGUGGUGGGAAGUUUGGAAGUAAGGGAAAGUUUGAUAACAAAGGAAAGAGUGGUGGUGGCAAUAGAGGAAAGGGCAAGUACUAGGGUUGGUUUGCCUAUAACUUGCAUAAACUAAAAUUAAUGGAAUAUAUGUAAAUUAUGGCCAAGUUAUAGCUGAGCUGCACUGUAUCCAAAUUUUGAUAUUUAGUGUUGUAAUAACAUUUCAUCAGUCAUACGACUUUGAGGUUUUUAUUUUAA
Molecule: messenger RNA, 2770 nt
Organism: Salvia hispanica
Lineage: Eukaryota; Viridiplantae; Streptophyta; Magnoliopsida; Lamiales; Lamiaceae
Product: putative DEAD-box ATP-dependent RNA helicase 29
Cellular component (GO): nucleus; cytosol
Molecular function (GO): ATP binding; RNA binding; RNA helicase activity
Source: RefSeq, a predicted model, not a curated record